Molecule: messenger RNA, 1680 nt
Organism: Telopea speciosissima
Lineage: Eukaryota; Viridiplantae; Streptophyta; Magnoliopsida; Proteales; Proteaceae
Product: putative pentatricopeptide repeat-containing protein At3g15200
Exons: 1
Coding region: 13-1665 (550 amino acids)
Molecular function (GO): protein binding
Source: RefSeq, a predicted model, not a curated record
CCUCCGUCCGGAAUGUAUCGCAGAUUGCAACUGCUGAGUGCUGUCUCCCGCCGGGCAAUACCAUGUACACACUGCACAGAAGAUUUUGUAGCUAAUAACAUAAACCAAAUCGUGACGGCUUACUCCUACCAUCACCCCAUCGUCCCCUCUCUGAAUUUUUCCUCCCGCUCCGACCAAUCUGUAGUUGACGGCACCGUGUCGUUUCAUCCCAUUUCUGCCGACUCUGAUGACUCUGUUCUGUCUGUGCCCGAUCAUGACUUGUCUGCCGCAGCCAAGGAUGCUGCCACAAUCCAAAAGCUACUGAAGCUUCACACACUUAGCUCCGUUGAGGAGCUUGAACGAAGCCUCGACGGAUGUGGCUUAUCGAUGACCGAGGAUUUAGUUCUUCAGGUGCUCCGACGACAUCGCUCUGAAUGGAAACCUGCUUUGCUCUUCUUCAAUUGGGUUUCUAGGGGAGAACCCAGAGUUGGUCGUUGUAUGCCUGGAACAGGUGCUUACAAUGGUAUGCUCGACAUUCUCGGGAGGAUGAAGCGUUUUGAACAAUUGCAGCAAGUGCUCGAUGAAAUGUCUAAGAGAGACGGUUUAAUCAACGAGAGAACGUAUGCCAUUCUGGUGCACAGAUAUGCAGGGGCUCACAAAGUGCAAGAAGCAAUCGACAUUUUGUACAGGAGGAAGGAGUUUGGGCUUGGAUUUGAUUUGAUUGCAUUCCAGACCCUUCUGAUGUCGCUCUGUAGGUACAAACAUGUUGAAGCUGCAGAGUUCCUCUUUCACUCUAAGCGGAAAGACUUCCCUCUCGAUAUAAAAACCCUCAACAUAAUUCUGAAUGGGUGGUGCGUUUUGGGGAGGUUACGUGAAGCCAAGAGGUUCUGGAAUGAUAUCAUCUCUUCUAGGUGCAAGCCCGAUAAGUUCACGUAUGGGAUUUUUAUAAAUUCCUUGACCAAGGCAGGGAAGAUCUCCACGGCAGUCAAGUUGUUUCACUCCAUGUGGGAGAAGGGUUGUUCUCCUGAUGUGGCCAUCUGCAAUUGCAUCAUAGAUGGUCUGUGCUUCAAGAAGAGGAUCCCGGAAGCUCUUGAAAUCUUUGGGGAGAUGAAUGAGAAGGGUUGCCUUCGAGAUGUUGUCACGUACAAUACACUCAUUAAGCACCUCUGCAAGAUUAGGAGGAUGGAAAAGGUUUACGAGCUACUGGAUGAAAUGGAACAGGAGAAAGGAAACUGCAUUCCAAAUGCUAGGACUUUCAAUUACUUGCUCAAUUCCUUGAAGGAACCAAAGGAAAUUCCUUGCCUUUUGGAAAGGAUGGAGAGAAACGGUUGCAAGAUCACAGGGGAUACCCACAAUUUGAUCUUGAGAUUGUAUGUGGGUUGGAAUCAACAGGAGGCAACAAAAAAUACUUGGCUUGAGAUGGAGAGAGAUGGAGUUGGACCGGAUCAGCGAUCUUACACCAUUAUGAUUCAUGGACUCCACAGCCAGGGAAGGAUGAAAGAGGCUUUGCACUACUUCACCGAGAUGACGUCCAAAAGUAUGAUACCAGAGCCAAGGACCAAGCUAUUGGUGAAGGCCAUUAACAUCAAGCUGCAAGAACAAGAGAGUGGACAGAGGGUGGGAAUGAUAAACGACGACAAUUCAUUAAGUCAUCCAGUUAAGAGCAAUAAGAAGAGAACAAAAUGAUCCCUUCCUUCUGAG